AUGGCAAACGCACCUGUAGCUGUUAUCGCAGGUCUUGGUUCGGGCACUGGCACUGGCGCGGCAACAGCUCGCCUCUUAGCUAAAGAAGGCUACGCUAUUGCCCUCAUAGCUCGCGGCUCCGACUCUCUCAAAGCCAUCUACAACGAGAUCAACAUUGCCGGUGGGACUGCUGUCUCGUUCCUCAUCCCGUCGUACAGCGCCGUGGACGUUAACACUAUAUUUGAUCAAAUCCGUGCCCGCUACGAUGGCCAGCCCAUCCGCUUUGCGCUCUACAAUGUCGGACAUGGCGUCUGGAAACCGUUCCUUGACAUCACACCCGAGGACGUCCAAGCUGUGAACCAGACAAACAUCGAGGGCGCUUUUGCUUUCUCAAACAACGUCAUUCGAGCUUUCCUGGUGAACGAAAUCGACGAGAAGGGGAAAAGAGGGUCAUUGAUCUUCACGGGAGCCACGGCGAGUGUCAGAGGGAAUGUCAGCACCAGCGCAUUCUCAGCUGGGAAGCACGCUAUGAGGGCAUUGUCGCAGAGUCUGGCGAAAGAGUUCGGCAAGCAGAAUAUCCACGUCUCCCAUGCGAUCAUCGAUGGCGGCAUCUUGACCAACCUUUCUCGACAACGUCGCAACGACCCAGCAUGGGAACAGAAUGAAGAUCUUAGGCUGUCUCCCGAGGGUAUAGCAGAGUCCUACCUGUACCUCGCCAAGCAGCCUAGGUCGACUUGGACAUGGGAGCUGGAUUUGCGUCCCGCUCAUGAGAAGUGGUAGAGAAUUUAACAGGUUUCUAAAGUUCAAAUGCCAUUGUGCUAUUAAUUUCAAUUGUCUUGCUCUGUACCAACCAUCACAAACCAUGUUUUUUUCUCCCCAUUCACGGACUUGAUUAACCAAGGAAGGCACGAAACGUUCCAACAAUUCACGCAGUCUAUCGACUUGCAAGUUCUCAUGGAUUGAAAUCUUGGGUGACG
This is a messenger RNA of Guyanagaster necrorhizus, 956 nucleotides long. RefSeq names its product NAD(P)-binding protein. Lineage: Eukaryota; Fungi; Basidiomycota; Agaricomycetes; Agaricales; Physalacriaceae. The record is from RefSeq and is a predicted model, not a curated record. The transcript is spliced from 6 exons. Bases 1 to 759 code for a protein of 252 amino acids.